GCUUUUGGAGCAGCGCGCGCACGACUGGAAGAAGCGGCCCGAGAGAAAGCCCCGCUUUAUAAAGAGCUAAAAUUACGCGACGUCGACGUGGUUUCCUGGGCGGCUUCGAGGACUUUUUUUUUUUUUAUAAAGAGUCGGCCACGGUGGGGGUGGAAACUCACUGCACUGAGAACACUUGUUGCGUGGCGGUGGAGCCACAGCCACUGGGACGAGUAAUCGAGGCGCACGGAUUGCGCGCACCACUGCUUGGGACUGAGUUCUUUCCACAAAUAACAAAACGACAACAACAACAAAAAAUGGCUUUAUCGGGAGUGAUGCUACCCUCCUUUGCCACAUUCACGACCCAAAGGGAGAAAAGCUGGGAAAACAGGUGGAAAGCGGAGAAUGACAACAAGCUCCCCGUCGGCAGCUGCGCCAUGCUGGAGAUGGUGCACGGCGUGCAAGAAAACCUCUUCCCCAAGAAGGACGACGAGGAUCUGAGCAACUACUUGGAUCUGGAUUUUAUACUCGACGGAGCGUCAGCCUACGUGGCUCCGGCCGACCACGGCGCAUUCGCCGCGACGGACGCCGCCUUCCCGGAAGCGGGCGAUCAGCGCUCUCCGCCGCCCCCGUACGGCGCCAGCCUCAUGACCGAGCUGCUGCGCUCCGACGCCGGCUACGGAGUGACGCGCAACCCCCAACAAGCGGUGCAGGGCAGGUUUUACGCCACGCACUUCCCACGCCAGGACAUCAAAGUCGAGCCCCCCAUGGACAGUUACGGCCCCGUGUUGGGCAUGGUGCCCCAAAGCUGCAGCAAAAUCAAGCAGGAGGGCAACGUUUCGUGUAUGAUGGCGUUCGAGCAGCCGCGCUUGGCCAUCUCUCCGCGGGCUGCCAGCAGCAGCAUGACGCCGCCGCUCAGCCCGAACGAGCAGGUGGCGGCCACGGACUUGUGCGCGCCUAUGAGCUGCUUCGCCGGGCACAAGUACCACAACAACGCUUCCUUCCAGCAGCAGCAGCACAUGCACAUGGCCUUCCACGGCGCGCACCACCCGGCGUUCGGCGUCUACGACGACGCCUUGAGCCUGCAGCAGCCGCCGCCAGGCGCGCAGAGAGCGAUGCUGACGCCGCCCUCGUCGCCGCUGGAGCUGCUCGAGUCCAAGCCCAAGCGCGGGCGCCGCACCUGGCCGCGCAAGCGCACCGCCACGCACACCUGCACCUUCGCCGGAUGCGGGAAGACGUACACCAAAAGCUCUCACCUCAAGGCUCACCUGCGGACGCACACGGGUGAGAAGCCGUACCACUGCAGUUGGGAAGGCUGCGGCUGGAAGUUUGCGCGCUCUGACGAGUUAACACGUCACUUCCGCAAACACACCGGACACAGGCCCUUCCAGUGUCACCUGUGCGAGCGCGCCUUCUCCAGGUCUGACCACUUGGCGCUACACAUGAAGAGACACAUGUAAAGGAGCCUGGACGACAACAACAACGACGAGACUUUUUGUUGUGAUUGUUUUCCCCCCCGCUUUUCUAUUUAAAGUGUUCUCCACAUGACCAAAGCCCCCCCCUUCAAUCUAUAUAAAUAUAUUAUUUUCCAAUCAUGUAGCUGGUACUACUUUGGUUCUAUGAGAGCAGACCAAUAAGGGGCUGGCCCUUGUACAGUGUACACUUCAACUGGAAUGUGUUUGACUAAAAAAAGAAUACACAAACAAACGAGGAAAAAAAAAAAAAAAAAAGUGCCUUUCUACGACUCUGCUACUGUUUGAACAAAUAACUCAUGGUGACACAACUACCACCACUUAGUAGACAAUCUUGAUGACAGGAGUGAAAAGCACACACAGUGUAUAGACAAUGUUUUUCUCCAAAGAAAACUGCCUACAAUGAUGAAUUGAAUGGCUGUCCUAAUGCUGUUUCCCCUUAAACCCAGCUCCUUCUGUACACCUUCAGGGCUUGACGUCCUGUGCAUUAUUUUCUACGUAAAGUUAUAUAAAUAUGUACAUGGAUUUUAUACUGUCAAAUGUGUAUUUAUUGUAAAUAUUAAAAACAAUGAAACUGAA
This is a messenger RNA of Phycodurus eques (leafy seadragon), 2030 nucleotides long. It is a transcript of the gene klf2b, whose product is annotated as Kruppel like factor 2b. The transcript has 3 exons. Gene Ontology annotation, biological process: regulation of transcription by RNA polymerase II. Lineage: Eukaryota; Metazoa; Chordata; Actinopteri; Syngnathiformes; Syngnathidae. Gene Ontology annotation, molecular function: DNA-binding transcription factor activity, RNA polymerase II-specific; RNA polymerase II cis-regulatory region sequence-specific DNA binding. The record is from RefSeq and is a predicted model, not a curated record. Bases 297 to 1439 code for a protein of 380 amino acids.